GCUCAGAGCGAUCCAGGCGGGAAGAGGUUAAAUUUCCUCUCUGGGAAACAUUGUCGGGUCUAUGGAGGGGGUAGAAAGGCGCAUACCAAUUGACGAGCCAUUCUGCUUUUCCUUGAAUGAAAUGCUGUGAAUAUGAAUCCGUGUUUGCCCCCUCGCGCCUGAGCUUCAGGGUCUGCGACGCGCACGAGAAUCCGUCGGAGUUGCAGCGGAGGAGAAACCGGGGGGAAAAGUGAUGGAAAAGUUGCUCUGAUCUCGUGUGUGUGAUCUGGUGGAUGAGGGAGGACAGGACUAACUCGCAAAGUUUCCGAUCUCGAGUGACAGAUUCAAAACUGGACUGAUAUAAUGUGACUGCAAGGACAGAGCGUCAACGCGUGGAUUACAGCGACCGCUCGUGUCAUUUUACGCACUUUUAACUCAAGUUUCAGUUUCAGUGGAUUUAUUAUUUCGUCCCUUUUUACGCACAAAGGAACUAAAUGGUUUGAAUGAGAUCGUCUGACUGGUCCGAGCGCACAGCUGCACCGGGAUGAAAUCAAAAGGAUAGUGCUUCUCUGCUCUUUCAUACUUUUAACACAUUUCUCCAUUCAGUCCAACUGACGCACUGAUACGGAGCAUGUGCUGAAAUAUCCAGCUGUUUGUACUUUUUAUACAAGUAUUUUCUGUGGUCUUCUUCCAUAGAAAAAGAAGCCUUAACAAGCUCCCGAUUCACUGCGUUUGGACUGUUUUCAUUUUUUCCACUUUCUGUGACUCUAAAACUAAAAUCUGGAUGUUCAAUGGAUUUUAAGUUUUUGUUCUGCAGUUUGACAUGAAGGAGCGGAUGCCUGAGUUGUGUUGUGAAUAAUUUGGAUUACUCUAUAACAUUUCUCAAAAGAGAGACGUUGAAUGAUGUCUCCAACUUCUAUUGGAUUUGUAAUUCUGUUAGGAAUUCUCCAUGUGUGCUCAGGAUCCCGUCUGCGCCAAGAAGACACCCCACCCCGGAUUGUGGAGCACCCCUCUGACCUGAUUGUCUCCAAAGGGGAACCAGCUACCCUUAACUGUAAAGCAGAGGGGCGGCCGACCCCGACAGUGGAGUGGUACAAGGAUGGAGAGCGGGUGGAAACGGACAGGGACAAUCCCCGAUCUCAGCGCAUGCUGCUGCCCAGUGGCUCGCUCUUCUUUCUACGCAUUGUCCAUGGACGACGGAGCAAACCGGAUGAAGGUUCCUACGUUUGUGUUGCCCGAAACUACCUGGGAGAGGCAGUGAGUCACAACGCCUCGCUGGAAGUAGCCAUUCUACGUGACGACUUCAGACAAAACCCUGCAGAUGUGAUCGUGGCAGCAGGAGAGCCGGCGGUCCUCGAGUGUCAACCUCCACGUGGACACCCUGAACCCACCAUAUCCUGGAAAAAAGAUGGAGUGAACAUAGACGACCGAGAUGAGAGAGUCACGAUACGUGGAGGAAAGCUCAUGAUCACAAAUGCCAGGAAGAGUGACGCUGGGAAGUACGUUUGCGUCGGCACAAACAUGGUCGGAGAACGAGAAAGUGAAAUAGCAGAACUUACAGUGCUUGAGCGUCCCAGCUUUGUGCGUCGCCCAGGCAGCCAGGUGGUAUUAGUGGACCAAAGUGUGGAGUUCAGGUGCGAGGCCCGAGGUGACCCAGUUCCCACCGUUCGCUGGAGGAAAGAUGAUGGUGACCUACCUAAAGGAAGAUAUGAGAUCCGUGAAGACCACACCUUGAAGAUCCGUCGUCUAACCUCGGCAGAUGUGGGCUCCUACAGCUGUGUGGCAGAGAACAUGGUCGGCAAGGCGGAGGCAUCGGCCACGCUCACCGUCCACGUACCCCCAGCAUUUGUGGUGAGACCAAGGAACCAGGUGGUUGGCGUUGGCAGAACUGUCACCUUCCAGUGCGAAGCCACUGGAAACCCACAACCAGCCAUUUUUUGGCAGCAGGAAGGCAGCCAGAACCUGCUCUUCUCCUACCAGCCUCCUCAGCCCUCCAGCCGGUUGUCUGUAUCUCAGACUGGGGAUCUGACCAUCACUGAUGCUGAACGCUCAGACAUGGGAUACUACAGUUGUCAGGCCCUCAACAUAGCAGGCAGUGUCAUCACAAAGGCUCUGCUAGAGGUCACUGAUGUUGUGUCCGACCGCCCGCCACCAGUAAUCCAGCAGGGACCUUCCAAUCAGACAGUAGCUGUGGACGGCACAGUGGUUCUCAACUGUGUGGCAUCAGGAAACCCUGUCCCCACCAUCCUGUGGAGGAAGGACGGUGUAUUGGUGUCCACACACGACUCCAGGAUCAAACAGCUGGACACUGGUGCAUUGCAGAUUCGCUAUGCCAAGCUUGGUGACACUGGCACCUACACCUGCAUCGCCUCCACGCCCAGCGGAGAGGCCUCAUGGAAAGCCUUCUUGGAGGUCCAUGAGUUUGGAGUCCAAGUCCAGCCAAACAGACCCACUGACCCAAACCUGAUCCCAAGUGCUCCUUCCAAACCUGAGGUCACUGAUGUCACCCGCACCUCCGUCACCCUCUCCUGGAAACCCAACCUGAAUGCUGGAGCCACACCCACCUCCUAUAUCGUAGAAGCCUUCAGUCAUGCAUCAGGGAGCAGCUGGCAGACCUUGGCAGAGCAUGUGAAAACAGAGUCAUUUGUACUAAAGGGCUUGAAGCCCAGCGCAGUCUACCUCUUCUUAGUACGGGCAGCCAACGCCUACGGGCUGAGUGAUCCCAGUCCUAUCACUGAAGCUGUGAAAACACAAGAUAUCCCUCCGACUAGUCAGGGCGUGGAUCACCGUCAGAUCCAAAGGGAGUUGGGAGAAGUGGUUAUCCACCUGCACAACCCCACCAUUCUCUCCUCGUCAUCUGUCAGGGUGCAGUGGACAGCAGAGCAGCAGUCGCAGUACAUCCAGGGCUACAAGGUGAUGUACAGGCCUUCUCCUGAGGGGCUGCAGAGGAGCGAGUGGGCCGUGUUUGAGGUCCGCACCCCUGGGGAGGACAGCGCUGUCGUGCCACAGCUUCGCAAGGGAGUCACAUAUGAAUUCAAAGUCCGCCCCUUCUUCAAUGAAUUCCAGGGAACAGACAGCGAUGUCAAAAUUGGCAAGACGCUGGAGGAAGCCCCCAGCGCCCCUCCCCGUGAGGUUACAGUGACAGAGAGCGGGGACAAUGGGACCGCCAUCCUGGUCUCCUGGCAACCUCCUCCAGAAGAGGAGCAGAAUGGGGUGGUCCAGGAGUACAAGAUUUGGUGUUUGGGGAACGAGAGCAGGUACCACAUCAACCGCACAGUUGACGGCUCAACCUUAUCCGUGCUGAUUCCCAGCCUAGCCGCUGGGAUUCGAUACAGCGUGGAGGUAGCAGCCAGCACCGGGGCAGGUCCUGGGGUCAAGAGCGACAUCACCUUCUUCCAGCUUGAUGCAUCCGGGCGCAUGACAGAGAGCGUGAUCCACGAGAACCCUCUGUCCCAGCAGAUCUCCGAUGUGGUCAAGCAGCCAGCUUUCAUAGCAGGCAUCGGAGCUGCCUGCUGGAUCAUCCUCAUGGUGUUCAGCAUCUGGUUGUAUAGACACCGAAAGAAAAGGAACGGCCUCUCCAGCAGCUAUGCAGGCAUCCGCAAAGUGCCAUCCUUUACAUUCACACCUACAGUGGCGUAUCAGAGAGGUGGAGAAGGUGUUAGCAGUGCUGGAAGGCCUGGUUUGCUGAACAUCGGGGAAUCAGCCACACAGCCUUGGUUAGCUGACACAUGGCCCAACUCCUGCUCCAACCACAACGAUUGCAGCAUCAACUGCUGCACUGCAGGCAACGGCAACAGCGACAGCAACCUGGCAACAUACAGCCGACCAGCCGACUGCAUCGCCAAUUAUAACAGCCAGAUGGAAAACAAGCAGACCAACCUCAUUGUGCCAGAGUCAGGAGUCUACGGAGAUGUAGACUUGUCCAACAAGAUCAAUGAGAUGAAGACCUUCAACAGCCCCAACCUGAAAGAGGGACGCUUUGUGGGUCCGGGGGGACAGCCGACGCCGUACGCCACCACCCAGCUCAUCCAGUCUGCCAUCAUGGGAAACAACAUCAACGCAGACAGAGGAAUUGGCGGGAGCGGAGGAGGAGGAGGAGGAGGAGGAGGAGGACUUGGAGUUGGAGGGGAGAUGAACGAGAAACACUGCUGGAAGCCCACCUCAGUCCAGCAGCAGAAACAGGACAUGGCCUCCCAGCUGCAGUACAACAUCAUGGAGCAAAACAAGCUGAACAAGGAUCGCUACAGAGGAGGGGACAGCCCGAUGCCAGCCACCAUCCCCUACAACCAGACACACGACAGUCACACUGGAGGCUCCUACAACAGCUCCGACCGAGGCAGCAGCAGCACCUCCGGGAGCCAGGGUCAUAAGAAGGGAGUACGCACCCCCAAACUACCAAAACAGAGCACAAUGAAUUGGGCUGACCUCCUGCCCCCUCCCCCUGCAAACCCACCCCCCAGUCGAAGCACAGAGGAGUACUCUUUGUCGAUGGAAGAAAGGUGGGACAUGUCUGCACAGACGCGAAGACACAGACAAUUUGACAGCUGUGACCCAGACAUGCAGUGCCCCAUGCCCCCCUCUCACAUGUACCUGCAGCCAGACGAGCUCGAGGAGGAAGAGGAGAUGGAAAGGGGUCCCACUCCUCCCAUCCGAGGGGCAGCCUCUUCACCUGCUGCUGUAUCUUACAGCCACCAGUCCACAGCUACCCUUACACCGUCACCCCAGGAGGAGAUGCAGCCGAUGCUCCAGGACGCACCGGAUAGCCAUGAACGCAGGCGCCACGCUGUGAGCCCCCCUCUGCGGCCCCUCUCCCCAUCACACACAUAUGGGUACAUCACCAGCCCGUUGGCCUUGGACACUGACGGCAUGGAGGAGGAAGAUGAUAUAUUGGAAGAAGAGGAGGAGGAGGAGGAGGAGGGUGACGAGACAGAUGCAGAGGUGGCCAAGAUGCACUACCACCACACACACCCCCACACACACCCCCACCAUCCCCAGAUGCAUCCGAGGAGGUUGCUGCUACGAGGGCUGGAACAGACGCCCGCGUCCAGCAUGGGCGACCUGGAGAGCUCGGUGACCGGCUCCAUGAUCAACGGGUGGGGGUCGGCUUCUGAAGAGGAUAAUGUCUCUUCAGGGAGGUCCAGCGCCGUCAGCUCAUCAGAUGGCUCCUUCUUCACUGAUGCUGAUUUUGCUCAGGCUGUGGCAGCAGCAGCGGAAUAUUCUGGCCUCCGGGUGGCCAAAUAUCCUAACACACAGGGCCACGAAGUAGGAGGAGCUUCAGCACGAAAAUACCAAAUAAACCAGUCAGGCCACCGUCCUGGUAGCCCGGUGUCCACAGACAGUAACAUGAGUAUGGCAGCUGUACACAGGAGGCCUCCGAAGAAGCAGAAACAGCAUCCUGUAGGACACCCAGGGAACCCACGACGUGAAGUCUAUAAUGAAGAUCUCCCUCCUCCCCCCAUCCCUCCUCCAGCAGUGCUAAAGUCGCCCACACACCCCUCAAAGGCUGCCCUGGAGGGGAGAGGAGUAGUUUCUCCCAAAACCGGUGAGGGUCGAGACAAGAGAGGGGCGACGGGAAGCUAUCGCCCCCGAGACGGCUCAGACACCAGAACCAGCUCAUCUGAGCGCAAAGACGCUCAGGAGAGACAAAAGACUGCUCACGGGGGGAAAGGGAAUAAACAUGAGGGUAGCAUGGCCAACAAGGCACGCCAACACGCAGGUUCAGAGGAUAUUUUGCCCUACAGCCGACCACAGUUCCCCACAGUCAACAGCCCUCGAGACCCCAGCUCCUCCAGCUCCAUGUCCUCCAGGGGCUCAGGGGGCCGGCGGAGAGGAGAGGGAGGCCGCAGGAACCCUGCAGACAUGGGCCACAACACCACGGGGGCCUUCGCACCAGGAGAUGAAGAGCUUGAGAUGGUAGAAAGCUGAAGAACAGGGGAGAAACACAAAGAACUGUCCUGAUUUUUCCAAGAGUGGAGCACCAUUGUUUCUCUUACAAUUUUAAAUAUCUCAGUAUUUCACCAUCAUGUUUUGCUGCCAUCAGUAGUGUUUCUUUACAUCUGGAAAACAGACCAAUUGUUUUUUUUUCUAACUUAUCAUUUUCUAUGUCCAUUUAAAAAAAAAAAAAAAAGGAAAGCGUGUCUGAAGACAAAGGAAUGGUGCAUUCAAAACAAAAUACGCAGUAGUAUAUUUAUGUUUAAUUCCAAUGCAAUAUGGAGUGCAAUCCUACUCCAGACAUUGACAUGACUCGGCUUGCCUUCGACCAGAACUGUGUGAGCCCAUACAGUCACAUGUUACUGUAAUAAAAAUAGCUGCAAGCAGAGAGAGGGGCGGACUGUCUGUAAAUAUACGUGUAAACAUGAUGUCUUCUUGUUUUACCCAUCGUGGUACCUCAAAUUUGUCUUCCAUGUUUUUAUUUUGCGAAAUUCUAAUUUUAUUAUGCCAGUAAAUAUAAUUAUUAUUUUAUCAUUUCCAUCCAUGUUGUAAAUGCUAUAUUAUUUAGCUGCCCCAAGAAAGUGCCACUUUGGGAUUUUUUUUUUUCUUUGGUUUUGUUUUUUUGUAAUGCACUGUUAUGUUUUGUGUUGUCGUCAAUGUUUGUUAUUUGUUUUACUUUGGUUUUAAAAGCACAAUCACUAAACUUUAUUUUAAACCAUUCUAUCUAUUAACCUUUUUGUCUUACUGGAGGAAAACAGGUAUGACAAAAGAGUCUAGUUAAUCCCGAUGAUGAUGAUGAUGAUGAUGAUGAUGAUGAUGAUGAUGUAGGUAAAGGUUGCUGUUUACGAAGGCUGUGCUUGAAAGGAGACUCCUUGCGUUGUGAUUGUCUCCCUCUCCAGUUCUGACGCUAGCUCAAGUGAUGAAAAAGACAGUUAAUGUGAGUCAUAGCUGCAAUGUAAAUAUCUUUUUUUCGCAUUGACCAUAAAACUCAGCUAUUGCACAUUAAUGGAAAAAACAGUUUUAUUGUCUACUAAUGCACUUACACGAAUGUCAGAGACAGGAACGAAGAGUCACUUUGGGAAUCUGGAGAGGUUGUAAUUGGACAAGAAGAGUCUCUUUUCUUGACAGGGCAGGGGUGGAGGAUCCCUGUUUUUAAGGAGAAAAGGGUGCUGUUGUUUAUUCAUAAGACAUCUGCAAACAUUUGUUUCGUAAAGCAAAAAAGUAAAAAGAACAAAAAAAAAAGAGAUGAAUAAAAAAGUUCGAACUA
Messenger RNA from Labrus mixtus (cuckoo wrasse), 7177 nucleotides. It is a transcript of the gene robo1, whose product is annotated as roundabout, axon guidance receptor, homolog 1 (Drosophila). Gene Ontology annotation, molecular function: axon guidance receptor activity; protein binding. The transcript has 29 exons. The coding region runs from base 880 to 5904 and encodes 1674 amino acids. The record is from RefSeq and is a predicted model, not a curated record. NCBI's taxonomy places the organism in Eukaryota, Metazoa, Chordata, Actinopteri, Labriformes, Labridae. Gene Ontology annotation, biological process: axon midline choice point recognition; Roundabout signaling pathway; axon guidance.